AUGUCAUUGAUCAAAUCCACAAAGCUUACCGAGGAACAGGAGAAGAAGCUCGAGCAGCUUAUCGAGUCAAUCCCUGAUAUCGUCGCCAAAACUGAGGAUCCUACUUACGAUGAGAUAUACGGCUAUCGCAUUGCCUCCGACGAAGCCGAAUACGUCGAUGUCGAGAACAGAAAUGAGAUUUUGCACAAGUUUCUUGUUGCCAGAGAGUAUGAUGUUGCUAAGGCACAAGAAAUGUUGGUGAACACUCUCAAUUGGAGAAGAAAGUUCCAAGUUCUCAGUGCCGCUUACGGAGAAAAAUACGACGAAACGUUAGAGAAAAUGGGGGUAAUCACUGACUACGAAGGCAACAAAGAUAACUUUUCUGUCGUGACUUGGAAUUUGUACGCCAACUUGAAGAACCCUAAGAAGUUGUUCGCUAAGUUUGGUGUUGGCGUGGAUAAUCCCGAUAAGACCGAACGCCCUGGAACAAUGUUUUUGAGAUGGAGAGUUGGCCUCAUGGAGAGGGCAUUGGCGCUUUUGACGUUUGGUGACUCGGAUAAAAGCAAGAUUGCACAGGUCCAUGACUACAAUAAUGUGUCAAUGUUCAGAAUGGACCCAGGUAUGAAGGCCGCCACCAAGGAAAUUAUUACAAUCUUCAGCGACAAUUACCCUGAGCUCCUCUCCAAGAAGUAUUUCAUCAAUGUUCCAAUUCUCAUGGGUUGGGUGUUUGCAUUUUUCAAGGCAACUGGUUUCAUGAGUGCUGCAACUUUGAAGAAGUUUGAGAUGCUAAACCACGGUGACUUGUCUGAGGCUUUUGGAAAGGAUAACUUGCCACUGACUUAUAAUGGCGGCAAGGAGAACGAGAAUGUGCCUGAUCUUUUUGCCCUGCAAGUGGAUGAAUCGUCUAUCAAGAUACCUGAAUACGGAGCCAUUAUCUUGGAAAGAUUGCAAAAGGCCGAGGAAGAAGAAGAGAAUUUGUCGCAAAGUAAGGCAGAUGAGGAAACUGGAGACGUAAAGGCCGAGAAGGCUACCGUGGACGCAGAUCAGGCCGAAGGUGUGGUUGAGAAUGAGGCCAAAGAGGCUACUAAGCAGGAGGUUACUUCCGCAUAA
Candidozyma haemuli is the source of this 1089-nucleotide messenger RNA. It is a transcript of the gene SFH5, whose product is annotated as Sfh5p. Gene Ontology annotation, molecular function: phosphatidylinositol transfer activity. Gene Ontology annotation, biological process: Golgi to plasma membrane protein transport; regulation of exocytosis. The coding region runs from base 1 to 1089 and encodes 362 amino acids. NCBI's taxonomy places the organism in Eukaryota, Fungi, Ascomycota, Pichiomycetes, Serinales, Metschnikowiaceae. The transcript has a single exon. The record is from RefSeq and is a predicted model, not a curated record. Gene Ontology annotation, cellular component: cytosol; cortical endoplasmic reticulum; plasma membrane.